Messenger RNA from Fusarium musae, 2148 nucleotides. RefSeq lists its product as uncharacterized. Lineage: Eukaryota; Fungi; Ascomycota; Sordariomycetes; Hypocreales; Nectriaceae. Gene Ontology annotation, cellular component: nucleus. Gene Ontology annotation, molecular function: transcription cis-regulatory region binding; zinc ion binding; DNA-binding transcription factor activity, RNA polymerase II-specific. The transcript is spliced from 3 exons. The record is from RefSeq and is a predicted model, not a curated record. Gene Ontology annotation, biological process: positive regulation of transcription by RNA polymerase II. The coding region runs from base 1 to 2148 and encodes 715 amino acids.
AUGCCGUUCCCUGCGGAAUGGCAAGGUUAUUCACCAGGACUCUAUGCGACCGACAACAACCUCGACUUUGAGAUGUUCGAUUUUGAAGUUCAGCGGGAUUCACAUAUGGGGUCGACACCGAUCUCCGAACCCCCGAACAUCAGCCAAGACCCUACAGAUCUAUCCAUGGAAAAUCCCAGGGAGAUGACUCUUCAGAGUCCUAUGCCGGCGUCAAAUCCGACUCCAGUCAAAGGAAAAAGAGUCCGAACAGGAUGUCUUACAUGCCGUGAGAGACAUCUCAAGUGUGACGAAGCCGUGCCCGAUUGCAUGAAUUGCCGAAAGCGAGGCCGUGAAUGUAAAAGGGGAGUACGUCUUAACUUUCUGGAUGUCAACCUCCAUCGACCUGCUGCUAUACCAAGUCCCGGAGGCUGGGAAGUCGAGUUCCAAGAUGAAUCGCGGGACAUUGCUUCAGAAUAUCAGGGCGGACUUGGACGAUAUGCGCCUUACGCUUCUGAAGUUGUUGAAGACAGCGAUGGCCGAUACGAAAGAGUGAAUUCAGCCACGGCAACUCAUAUUCAGGGUAUAGAUGCAUCAGCGGAUAGACUUCAAACUGGUGCGCGACACCAUUUCAACUAUUCUCAGGAUAACGCCGCAGCUGGACCUUCAGAAAACUCAAGAUUUGAAACAGACACCGGUAUCAAGCUUGAGCUUAACGAAAAUGAACAUGGGACGCUUAGCGACGCGUCCCAUAUAGCUACACCAUCGUCAUCAACAAAGGCUGUUGUAACCCCACGAGCAGAAGUAUUUCCAGAGCAGCUGAUGGCGAUGAGGAACCGUCCUCUGGCACAACAAACUUCAACAGAAGAGGUGGAAAACCUGGUGAUACCCCAGCUGGACACACCGCCUCGAAUUCAAAGGCCACUUGUUGAACAAGCCUUCGAGGAUGACCAUGUGCAACCCAAAGCAACCCAAAGCAACGAGCCGGUGGGCCGCAACAUAUUGACAUCAGCCGAAGAAAUCCAUUACAUGCAAGUCUUUGUCGAAGAAGUUGCUGUCUGGAUGGAUUCGUUCAACCGGGAGAAACAUUUCACCCGAAGCAUUCCGUAUCACGCACUGAGGUCGACAAUGCUCCUCAAUGCUCUUCUGGCAUGUGGUGUCAAACAUACUUCUCUAUCUGCCCCGGAGAAUCAUGAAAAAGCGCUGUUCUACUACAACACCGCGACCACGCAGCUCCUUCGAAGUCUCCAGAACCCUGAUCGAAAUACUGCCGAGUGUGCCACGACAGCGAUCGUUCUGAAUGUAUACGAGAUUAUGUGCGAAAAGCCUGCCCAGCGUAUGAGCCACAUAGCAGGUUCGCGAGCUCUUGUGCGCGAAUGCGGAUGGGACGCAAGGAGUACAGGGAUUGGACUGGCCUGCUUCUGGUUGAACAUAGGAAUUGAAGUUCUCAAUUGCCUGGCAACAAAUUGGCAGACAACGUGGAGUCCCGACGAAUGGGGAAUGAACCUUGGAUAUCGUAACAACAACCACGAUGACGAGGAUGAAGACGAGCAGACAUGGGUACACCGUGCGCUCUUCAUCAUUGCAAAGGUUGCGAACUUCCGAGCGACUGCGUCCCGACCCGAUGACAUUAGCCCCCAUAACGAACAAAUGUGGACACAUCCCCUGGAAUCUCCAGCGUCUUCACAGAGGCUGCGAUUCUUGCAGCUGCAGCAUGCCUAUCAGGUCUGCGGCAUUGUCGCCCAUACCACAGACAAGGGGGUUGCUACAGUUUCGAUCCGUUGCUUGGCAAUUGCAGCUGCUGUGCUGACGAACCCAAAUGAACAAGACGAGAUCCUCGAGAUCCUUGACAGGUUCAAUAGCACAAAUGGCUGGCGUUUGGGUGCCGUUGAGAUGGAACUCAAGAGAGAAUGGGGUUGGGAGCGUAUGAAGAUGCCCACCUCGAGCCCGAAAACAGACAACAGCCAGGAUUCAGUAAUAUCAGCGGUCCGGAGAGCCUCCAUGUCCUUGACACCGUCGAGAAUUUUGACACCGCCUGUCAUGGGCCCUGUGGGAACGAAAACACCGGUCAACCCAUUGAGCUUUGCCGAUUUCAAGCUACCCAACCAUCCGUACCAGAAUUGGUAUGAGCCACCAAGUCGAUCGAGCUCGUUCGAUCCACCACCACCAUAA